ACGAUAGAUUGUUUCUCAUAACGAUCUCAUUCAGUUUAAGUGAGGACUCGGUGUUAUCGGGUUACAUGACAUCGCAUUGUGAACACAUUCCAAGGCAGCUCAUUGGCUGUCCAGGGUUAUAUUUUUUAUCAACCCUCAUUAAAAGACCAGGAUGAUUCAGAUCACGUUGGGUCUCGAGCUGUGUGGCAGUCUCCUGAUUAGCUGCUCGUAGGCGGACAUGGACAGACAUCCUUACCUGACCAUGGAACCGUUCAAGAUUAAAGUAGUAGAACCUCUACCAAAGGUCACACGAGAAGAGCGGGUCAAGCAUCUCACAGCAGCUCGGUUUGAGCCUUUUUGUCUCCAUUCUCGUCACGUAAUCAUAGAUCUGUGUACGGAUUCGGGAGCAUGCGCAAUGAGCCAAGACCAAUGGGCAGCCAUUAUGGGAGCUGACGAAAGUUACAAAAAUUCAACCAGUUUUGAACGGUUUAAAAAGUCUGUCCAAACAAUCACGAAGUUCCAACACGUGAUACCAGUCCAUCAAGGCAGAGCGGCGGAAACGCUUCUCUUCCGUUUGGUCUUAAAGGCAGGUUCCGUGGUGGCUAGUAAUGGCUUGUUCUUCACAACAGAACACAAUAUAACACGACAAGGAGGGAAAUGCAUCGAGAUACCUUGCAAAGAGUCACGUGGAAACAAAUUCGGCGGCAACAUUGACUGUGAACAACUUAACAACAUUCUAGAUGACGUAACCGUUGUUGUCAUCACGGUGACGAACAACGAACGCGCGGGACAGCCUGUUUCCAUGGGCAACUUAAAGCGCCUGCAGCAGCUAUGUGGUUCAAGAAGCAUACCAGUGUUCAUGGAUGGAUGUCGGUUUGCUGAGAAUGCAUUCUUCAUAAAGGAAAGUGAGCCAGGGUUUGAGAAUAAACCAAUACAGGAAAUCGUCGCUGAGAUGUUUUCAUGUGUUGAUGGUUGUUACGUCUCGGCAAAGAAGGAUGGAUUGGCAAAUACGGGAGGUUUCUUUGCAACACAUGACAAGGAACUAUUUGAUAAAUUCGCGUAUGAGAUGCUGUGGUCGGAAGGAUCUCCCGAGUACGGAGGUCUCGCCGGAAGGGAUCUUGACGCCAUUGCUGUUGGACUGCAAGAGGUCAUUGACGAGGACUACUUGCGGUACAGAGUAGCAAUCUCGCGAGAGUUUGGUGAGAUUUUGAAGAGGGCAAACGUUCCAAUUAUUGAACCUGUUGGUUGUGCUGUACAUGUAGAUGCUGAAAAGGCUUUAACUCACAUCUCCCCCAACUGUUACCCAGCGAGAGCUCUCAACUGCGCUUUAUACAUCGAAGGGGGCGUUAAGGGUGUACAAUACAGCUACAAACAAGGAACUACUUUGGCGGAAGGGUUGCAGAAACGCGAAGUGUUGAGGCUCUCACUUCCGCGAAGGGUUUACACGCUCUCUCACCUACUGUACGUUGGUGAAGUUUUCAAGCGGGUUUUACUGAAGGCUGGUGACAUCUCUGGUCUUAAACGAUUUUCUGAGAAAAUUAACUACUCCGGGGCUCCAAUGGUGCCAAUACUAGGGUCCAUUUUCGCUUCAGACACUGAGAGUGUAGGUGCAGAAUUGGAUAAAGAGGACUAGGUGUCAAUGGGUACCAAUGGGUACAACGUCUGCUGAUUAAGGAAAAACAUAACAUUCUUUAAAAGGCAACGAUCAGGGCCCCGUUGCACAAAGCGAUCAUAACGCUAAGACUUUCGUAAGCCUAUGUUAAAGUAUCGGAGUAACGAUCACCUUAGCGCUAAGAUAGCUUUGUGCAAGGGGGCCCAGGUCUUUAUACGCUCGCUAUGAGGUCAUUAUCGUAUCGCCAUGCAGUCGCUGUCCGGUUCACGAACUGUACAUUUUGGGGGAUCUAGUCGCGAACCGAGGCUGAAAUGCAGAGAACCCUGGACUCUUAAGGUCUUCCCUUACUGUGUCUUACAAAAUAACAUAUCCUAGUAUUGUAUUUACUCCAAGAUUGUUUUUAUGACAUUUAAGAAUAAAAAGGUAUGGAGUAAUGGUGUCUGAUAUGUCUAGAUAUCCGGUCAA
Haliotis rufescens (red abalone) is the source of this 2056-nucleotide messenger RNA. RefSeq names its product tryptophanase-like. Bases 218 to 1612 code for a protein of 464 amino acids. Gene Ontology annotation, biological process: amino acid metabolic process. Gene Ontology annotation, molecular function: lyase activity. The record is from RefSeq and is a predicted model, not a curated record. Lineage: Eukaryota; Metazoa; Mollusca; Gastropoda; Lepetellida; Haliotidae. The transcript is spliced from 2 exons.